ACCAAUUCGAUUCGAAUUCCCAAACCAUGGACAUCACCCUCCUCUACGACGCCGUUUCAGUAGCCAACACCACCGCCCAAGGUCUAGGCUUCUCAAAUCUCCCACUUCGCAACCACCACCUCACCUCCACCAACCAAAUAUCCGUCGCCGCCGAUUCCCAUCCCGACGAUUCCCCGCCGUCCCUCCAGAUCUCCGCCUUCAUCUUCCCCGUCGACACCGUCGCUCCGCCGCGCGUGCGCUCCAACUCCUACAGAACCGCCACCCGCACCCUCAUCCGCAAGAAGCGGCGCACCAGGCGGCGAUCCUCGAGCGGCGAUGACCCCAACGACGGCGGCGAGGAGGACGGCGGGUUCUUCGGCGGCGACGGUCCGUUUUUCAACGGAGGAUGGGGCGGCGGUGGAGGCGGCGGCGGCGGGGGUUGGAAUUUCGAUAGGUUCGGAGGGAAUAGUUGGGAUGACUCGUCGUCGUCGAGGUCCGAUCCGGCGAUCGAUUUCUUCUACGAGGUGAUGGGGUGGAUUGCGCUCUCGAAUUGCGUGCACUUUGCUUUCAAGAGGAUGGUUCGAAUCGUGGCGGAUGGGUUAGGCGAUGAGGAGAGAGAGAAGGUGCCUAUGAGAUUGGCUUCGGUCUGCUGAUUCGGUACCGUUUCGCUCUCAAUGCUCAAAUGUAUAAAUUGGAUCAGAAUUUGGGUUUAAUUUAUGUGUUUGUCUUGGGUAUUCAGAUUC
This is a messenger RNA of Fragaria vesca subsp. vesca, 722 nucleotides long. RefSeq lists its product as uncharacterized. The record is from RefSeq and is a predicted model, not a curated record. Bases 27 to 632 code for a protein of 201 amino acids. The transcript has a single exon. Lineage: Eukaryota; Viridiplantae; Streptophyta; Magnoliopsida; Rosales; Rosaceae.